AUGAAGAGGGGUCAAGUACCUUUAGCGCAAAUACGGAAACCAGCCGCAGCAAAUGCUAGUCAGAUACCGUACAUUCUAGGCCAAAAACCUAACCAAGGGAUCAAGAAAGGUAAGACCUACACCAACAGAGCGAGCGAGUCUUCCAGUGAAGCAAGAGUAUACACAGUAGGUUCCAUUGGAGAAGGAGCUCACAAGCCGAGUCUCUCCGCGGAAGCCGUGGGAAUUUCCUUUUUUACAAGUCUGGAAAGAAAGUUGGGACAGAGGCUUCCUUUCCUAAUUCCAAUCGUGACAUCGGGGAAAAAGGCAUCCAUUCAAACAGCUCCCAUUCCUAUGUUAACACCAAGAGAAAGCCUAAGAGAAGAACAUGCUACCAGUCCUAGCUGGCACCGAUGCCAAGGGAAAGCAUUUCAAGAAGAGACAACCAGGUAUCGAUGUCGGAGAAGGGGAUCACUCAAUGCUGCUACAGGCACUCAUGAGUUCGGAUUGGGUAGCGUGAAGGAGAUAAUAGAAGGAACCGCCGAAAGUAGUUCAGUUUUACCAGGUCUUCCUGAGUACAAAUCUCCUCAUCCAAUAGCAUUCUUAGUUAGUACCAUUCUUAUAAGCCUGUUUUUGACGAGUGAAGCGGCUAGGCUACAUGCUUAG
Messenger RNA from Vicia faba (fava bean), 642 nucleotides. The record is from the annotation of a GenBank genome assembly. NCBI's taxonomy places the organism in Eukaryota, Viridiplantae, Streptophyta, Magnoliopsida, Fabales, Fabaceae.